Messenger RNA from Emiliania huxleyi CCMP1516, 525 nucleotides. RefSeq lists its product as hypothetical. Bases 1 to 525 code for a protein of 174 amino acids. Gene Ontology annotation, molecular function: ATP binding. The record is from RefSeq and is a predicted model, not a curated record. The transcript is spliced from 2 exons. Gene Ontology annotation, biological process: peroxisome organization. Gene Ontology annotation, cellular component: peroxisome. NCBI's taxonomy places the organism in Eukaryota, Haptophyta, Isochrysidales, Noelaerhabdaceae.
AUGGAGUCCAAAAUCGCGUUCGUGCCCAGUCAGCACAGCUUCGCGAGCGUGCCGCGUCGUCUGCUCGGCCAGCUUCCGCGGAUCGGCGCGGGCGAGCCCGUGGCGCUACGCCUUUGCUGGACGAGCGGCGGCGAGCGACGUGAGGCAGUCGUGGGCUGGGGCGGUGGCGUGGCGGCUGGCGACGCCCUGGAGCUGCCGUCCGCCCUUGCUGAAGCGCUGGGUUUGAGCUCGGCGCGCGCGGUGCACGUCUCUCACGCGAGCAGCCUGCCUCUGGCCGUCCGCGCAACGCUCGCGCCCGAGUCGCCAGAGGACUGGGCGCUUGUGAGCGGCGGCGCGGCGCGGCUCGAGGAGACGGCGCUCACGCAGCUGAACGUGCUGACGGCUGGCACGCGCGUGCCCCUCUGGCUCGAUGGCGCGGCUUGCGCCUGGCUCCGCGUCUCCGAGCUCCACGCCGCCGACGGGCCGGUGGCGGCCGCGAGGCUGGCGAGCGGCUCCGAACUGCACAUCGCUCCUCCGGCGACUUAG